Stylonychia lemnae is the source of this 1596-nucleotide messenger RNA. The record is from the annotation of a GenBank genome assembly. Lineage: Eukaryota; Ciliophora; Spirotrichea; Sporadotrichida; Oxytrichidae.
AUGCUUUAGAAUUAAGAGCUCUCUGCCUCUAAAUUUGACUUUGCAGAUGACCUUACCCAGGAUAUUCAUCAUUUAGCAAAAAAGCACAAAGUUCCAAAUUUCCUCGUUAAUGCGCGAGACAAUGACCUGAUUUUGCCAAAAGACAAAGCACGAUAGAAAAUGAAAAGAUUAACUCUUAGAAAGAGAAGCACUAAGUAUAGCUUUGAUUCAGAUGAGUCUGAUUUUGAACUUCCUUAGAAUGAGUAGCAUAUGGUGGUAAAACUUAAAGAUAAUGAUUAUUUGAAACUGUAUCAGAUGAAAAAUCCAAUGCAUGAUAGUGACAGAGAGUGUGCGAGAAGUAUAAUGUAUAAUCUAAAGAUGCCUGAUGAAUAAACAAUGAAAUUCAAUCCUUAUCUUAAUAAAACACCUGCAAAAGAACCAAUGUUGAAUUUGCAUACAUAAGAACUCUUUAGCAUGGCGUAAAUAACUCUCGAAAAAAAGCUUAAAUAUAAAAAUUACUAUGAAGAUGAAAUCAUAGCUGAGGAAAAUUUGGAAAUCGAAAACAAAAAGUAAAAGUAGCUAAAGAAUUUUUAGAAUAAUUACAUAGACAGAGAAAAUUCAUCUUCAAGGAAAAAAUAAGAUUUGCAGUCAAUUAUUGAUGAAUAGAUAAAAUAUAGAAUGCUGUUGUAAUAUUAAAAAGUUACAGAAAGACCUGGAAACUCUAAAAAUAAAAAGAAAAUGCCUCUGUCUAACCUCUCUCGAGAAAUACUUAUGAUUCCAUAACACAAACUUAAGGGAAAAUUCUUAUAGAAAAAUAAAGAGUUAGAACUUUUCAUGCCAGGGGGUAAUCUACAUAAAUAUGAUACAAAUACCCUUGUAAGCGAAAUGGACAAAGAGAGGCUAAUUAAAAAUUCCCCUGAAAUUCUAUAAUCUGUUCUAGAGAGAGAUUAUUCUGACCCAUUAAUCAGAUAUAACAUCAGCAAAGAAUUUUUGGAUCCUUAAGUAAGACGACAUAGAUCAGUAAGCGUUGAUGAAUAGUAAUAAAACAACAGCAAAGGAAUGGCUUGUGAUGUAGGAGUAUUCAUUUAAGAUAGCAAGAAUAGUUUCAUGAAAUUGCAGCUGAAAACCUUAGAUUAAAACAAACAUAAAAAGGGCAGAAGCAUGCUUCUUCUACCAGGUCUUAAUCCUCAUGAAUUAAAUCAUAGUAGAAAUAAGUAGAUUCAUCCCUACGGCGAUUAUACUCACAAUAAAAAUAAAUCCCAAGAAAUAUAAAAGCAAUUAUUCUAGAGUAACAUGAAGAUAAAUUAGAAUAUAAGAAAAACUUCAUAGAAAUAAUACGAUAUUCUCUAAAAGUACAAAAGAAAACUUGACUAGUGUGAUAAAUUGAUAGAUAAACAUGACGUUUAUAUAAAUCGAGUCGAAAGUACUUAGUUAUUGGUUAACAGGUUCACUAGCAAUAAUGAAGAAAAGCCCCCUAAUUUUGAGAUGUAUGAAAAACUAUUUUAGAUAAAAGAAAAAGCCUGGACUCAGAAUGAGAUCAGGAAAAUAGAUACUGACUACCAAAGAAAACUUCACAUAGCAUUAACUUAAAAGAAAUCCAUCGAAUAAUAAUUUUGA